Molecule: messenger RNA, 1963 nt
Organism: Hydra vulgaris (swiftwater hydra)
Lineage: Eukaryota; Metazoa; Cnidaria; Hydrozoa; Anthoathecata; Hydridae
Source: RefSeq, a predicted model, not a curated record
AUUUUUUAUAUAGAGUAAAUGGAAUACCACAAAAAAAAGUUGUUAAAAAUGUGUAGAACAUGUGGUCAAAUAAUCAAAAAAUGUGCUGGAUAUGUUGAACCAAAAUCUGUUCAUUUUUACAAGGAACAACUUUUAAAACUAUACAAUAUUUUAGUGGAUAAUGACCACACUGAUAUUCAUCCAAUAUAUUUGUGUCACAGUUGUCAUAUUAUAGUAACUGCUGAUAAUUCAGUCCUUAAACAAAUAAAUGUAGCUUAUGAUAAAAAAUGGAAUCUGAAAAUAAAUGGAAAAUUUGUUUCAAAAUCUCAUUGCAGUCUUCUAAACAAUCUUCCCAAGCUUUUGAUAGUAGAAACUUCUAAUCUAAUCUUCAGCCUCAUAACUCAAUCCAAUGUCUGCAAUGCAAACUGUGAAUAUAAAGAUUUGGUAAAAAAUUAAUGACCUUUCUUCUUUCGUUUCUGAAAAAAACUUUAAAAUAGAGACUCCAUAUAUGGAAUCAGUUACUGAUUGCACAGUUUUUAGGCACAAGUUGUGUCCUAUUUUAAUUCCAUUAACUAUAUCAAAAUGUGAGUUUUGUUUGGAAUUAAGAAAAUAUUUAAAUUUAAAACAAUUUUGUCUAAAAGAAAAGCAGAACAAAAUUGCUUUGGAUAGUGGAAAUAAUUCAAUGUUUUCAAAUAAGAAAAACGACCGAUAUAUGUCCAAAGAAGAACUACUGUUUAAAAUAAAGAUCUUGGAAAAUGAUAAAAAAAAAAUAGCGACUAAAUCUUUGCACCUCCAGUGUAGAAUUAAUCAACUGAUAAAAAAAGAAGGACUAAUUGUUGAUGGCAAGACACACAAAGUUAUGAAAGAAUGCUUGAUAGACAAAAAUUACAACCCUUUCAGUGAAAGUUCCCCCCAAUAUUUAUUGUGGGAACAACAAAAGAUUCAGGUUUCACGUAAAGAUAAGAGGUCUAUGAAAUGGCACCCAGUUCUUAUUAGAUGGUGUUUGAGCAUUUACCUAAAAAGUCCUGAGACAUACAAACAUUUAACUAAGUCUGAGUUUAUGUACCUUCCAUGUAAAAACACUCUUUUAAAAUACAUAAAUUUUACAGAUCCAGGAUGUGGCUUUAAUGCAGAUGUUAUCUCACGAUUAAUUUUGAAUGCUGAUAUUAAAAAUUUAAAAGAACAUGAAAAAAAUGUUUCUUUAGUAUUUGACGAGAUGAAAAUCAAGAGUGGUCUUGUAUUCAGUAAAACAACUGGUAAAAUAGUUGGUCUGACCGAAAUGGGAUCAUUGAAUGAUGCUCUUGAUGAGUUUAAAAACAAAAUUGAAGGAAAUAAAAGCAUAAAUAGUCCAACUUUGGCAAAGUAUGUUAUUGUGUUUAUGGUUAGACGAAUAUUUUCAUCUCUAUGCUAUCCAUUUGGACAUUUUGCGUCUAGUGGAUUUAAUAGUGAUCAAAUUUUUAAUUGCGCUUGGGAAGCAACCUGCAUUCUUGAAUGUAUUGGGUUUAAAGUUCGCUCUAUGGUAGCAGAGGGUGCUUCGCCAAAUCGUAAGUUCUUUCGAAUUCAUCUUGCUGAGAAUUAUGAAAAUGUCAAGGAUACUACUGUGCAUUGGACAUGGAAUAUUUGGUGUUCAACUCGCAAACUUUACUUUUUUUGUGAUGUUCCUCAUUUGAUAAAAACUACUCGCAAUAAUUUGGAGAACUCUCAUUGGAACCAAAAUUCUAGAAAUCUAAUGACCCUCAUUAAGGUGGUUCUAGAAACACCUUUUUUUAAAAUAGGUGUCCUCCAACCCCUAAUUGUGUUCUUUAUAAUAAAAUAACACUGGAUUUAAGUUUUUUUUUUAAAGAAAAAAUAUAAGGGACCCUUAAACAUCAGACCCUUAAACAUCAGACUGGUCCUUAAUAUUAUGGAGAAAAAAAUCAACCUGGUAUGUCCUCAAAAGAAUCGAAAUUUAAUAAAAAUUUCAAAAACAACAUUCAUUUCUUAU